Messenger RNA from Doryrhamphus excisus (bluestripe pipefish), 2431 nucleotides. The record is from RefSeq and is a predicted model, not a curated record. Lineage: Eukaryota; Metazoa; Chordata; Actinopteri; Syngnathiformes; Syngnathidae.
UAUUGCAACCCUGUGCAAUAUUAGUAUAUUAAUAGUAAAGUAGAUUUGUGGACAGAGUGUACAGUAAAUGUUGCAUAUUGUGCAGCUGAGUGUGAAGAAAUGGGGUGUACAAAAGGCGGCACAGCGUUUCCUCUCACUUGCAUCAGUUGAAGCAAGACCUUGAUCCUCUUUUUGGGUUCCUUUUGAGUAACGGCUUUGUCGCCAGGCUGAAAGAUACAGUAUAUAUAUAUACGUAUUCUUUUUGGCAUACUGUAAUACUGUUUUUUUUUCUGUCAGCAGUAAUUUUGCCAACACGUGCAUGAUGCCCGUGUUCUUCACCCUUUCGUCUGUCUUCACCCUGAGUGUCGCUUGGCUUUCGUUCAACUCCGGGGAAAUCCUCCCUACCGACGACCCAACGCUGGAAAAUGUCACGGCUCAAAUGUCCAUCAUCGCAAACUACAGCAACAUCAGCAACAUCACUAGCAAGAUGAGCAAUAGUAGCAUGAGCUAUGCUAACACCACCGAUGCUGUUACGACUUUGACUGAGCAGACAGAUACUGAAUCUGUUGCCACCACCCCAAAUCCCAUGACAACUACUCCUACCGUCCGUUCACUUUCCACCGAAACCGGACACAACCUGAAAGACAAAAGGUUGGUGACCACGGCAAAGCCUGACAGCAAAUCGGACAGCACCGGCAUCAUCAUACUGGUUUUGAUCAUCGUCAUCGCCGUCGGAUUUGCCCUGGCUUGCUACUUUGUGAGGAGACGAGGAAGGUCUGUGGACUUUUCCACGGUGAUGGGGCCCGAUGAAGCGACCAUCCCCCUCGGCACCCUGGCACCUGAAUUAGCUGUUGAUGGUGCGCCACAGAACAGUUUGCAAACCUUUCAAAGCGACGGCAAAAGAGCUGAAGAAGAUGACGAGGAGCCAGACAGGCUAAACCCUGAAACGGAGGACCGUCAACCACAUGCCGAGUCUGCAUCUAAGGCGCCACCUGAGGACAACUCGGAGAGCAAAACCAAAGACGACGAUGACGCCGAGAAGGAUCCUCUGGCACCGGUGGAGCCGGCCCACAAAACCUCAGAGGGAACUCCGAAAGAAGACCAAUGAGAACAACAGCAACGGUUUCUGGAAGGCGAUGAGCAAGCUGGAAACCCGAGUUGAAAGGCGGCCGUUCGUCAUUCAACGCCGUAAUGGACGUGAGCUGACAAGUCAUAAACUAGACGGGCAUAAUUAGGCCACUGAAACACCACCGUGUUAUUUUCCCGUCAGACUGCCUUCUGGCUUUUUAACGGCUUAAAGUUCCCCGAGACCACAUGCGUGAAAGAAUUGAGAUAAAUAUUUUGUCCGAUUUUUUAAAAACUUUUCACAGUUUCAAAAUCAGUAGACAUUUUUUUCUGUCUAUACGCAUAAUAAAAGCAACGCCAGUGCAUGAUAUGCUGCUAGCUCGUAUCUAAGAACACUUCCUAAAGGUUUGAUGCGGUUCAGGCUAGUGAAAAACCUGUCGGGACGGUUGUAAGAAAACAGCUGCUUCUGUCCUCCCUUCCGACCACAAACCAUUAGACUUUUAAAGCGCAUUAAAACUAACUGAAGAGUCUUGUAACAUCUGCAAUUUGUGCUGUGCUAGCGGUUUUCGUGAUGCGUCAAUUUUUCCUCGAGCUAUGCUCAGAUUUGUGACGAUAAACUGAAUAUUCUACAGCGUAGGAAUAAAAAAAGACAUUUAGAACGAUAAUUCAGCAAGUGAUGCUAGCUUAUACUUGCUACACAGUAUUUAGCUAAAUUAGCUAGGAGUACCUACAUCCAUGUAUUAUAGCUAUACAGAUAGCGAUACCCAUGUUAGCAAGUCAUGUUAGAGCAUCAUUAUAGCUAUGCAGAUAGCGAUACCCAUGUUAGCAAGUUGUAUUAGCAUCAUUAUAGCUAUGCAGAUAGCGAUACCCAUGUUAGCAAGUUGUAUUAGCAUCAUUAUAGCUACGCAGAUAGCGAUACCCAUGUUAGCAAGUCGUGUUACGGCAACAUUAUAGCUACGUUGAUAGCAAUAUCCUUGUUAGCAAGUCAUGUUUGAGCAUCAUUAUUGGUAUGCAGAUAACAAUAUCCAUGCUAGCAAGUCGUCUUAGCAUCAUUAUAGCUAUACAGAUAGUGAUACCCAUGUUAACAAGUCAUGUUACGGCAUCAUAGCUAUACAGAUAGCGAUACCCAUGUUAGCAAGUCUUGUUAGAGCAUCAUUAUAGCUAUACAGAUAGCGAUACCCAAUAUCCUCGUUAGCAAGUCAUGUUCGAGCAUUAUUAUUAGUAUGCAGAUAAUAUGCAGAACAAUAUCCAUGCUAGCAAGUCGUAUUAGCAUCAUUAUAGCUAUACAGAUAGCGAUACCCAUGUUAGCAAGUCGUAUUAUGGCAAAAUUAUAGCUACGUUGAUAGCAAUAUCCUUGCUAGCAAGUCAUGUUCGAGCAUCAUUAUUG